UUUCUGUGGGCAAAAUUGUGCAACCCCCUGUGUGCCUUUUAGACAAGCAAUCUAGAAUCCAGCAGAGGUUCCUCAAGAAAGAGGCACUAAACUUGUUCUGCAUCUGAUAGUGUGAUGGCUAUCUGGGGCUCUUAGUAACACCGAGCUCACCUUUUUGGGGCCAGGCUUGCCACAUUUGGCAUCACCAGCCCUCACUAGUCUGAACCAUUUUAAUGUCCAUUCAUUGAAAUCUACCCCUCUGGUCCCAGCUGGUCACUUCUCCUAGUUCAUCUCUCUGUGCCUUUUGGGAGCUAUACUUGAAGUUUCUUUCUGAGUGGAAUAAGUGGCAAGAAACUUUCCUGAAGCAUGGAGCAUUUACCAGAGAGCACAAGGCCUCUUCGCAGAGCUGGGUUAAGAGUCCAGAUCUACUGCCAGGACAAUCUGUUUCCAAAGAUACAAGAAGUCGUGUUAGAUGCAUGGUCUGCCUACUCGAAGCCGGUGCCUUCAAGCUGCAGUGAGCUCCUGACUUUGUUUCUUCAGUGCUGCUGCAUUGCUUUGCUGACAGGUGGCCUCCUCUACAACUGGAUGUUCUCCUCACUUGAGUAUCCAUUUCACCUCUCCUUUGCAACUGCGGUUUCCUUCAGUCUGCUACUUCUACUGAUCCUCUUCUUGGUGCAUCCUAUCCGCUGCAUGUUCACCAUAAUCAUACCUACGUUGGGCACUAAACAAGGCCGGAGGCUGCUCUUGUCCACCUGCUUCAUGAUCGUGGCAGUUAAUAUCUUACCAAACAUCAUGGACAACAUUAAAACCAUACUGCAGGUUAUUAAAUGCAUUUGCAAGGAUUCCUCAGACAGCCUUUUGAACUCAACAACCCUGCUGGGAAAAGCUUCCAUGCAGUUUGGUCACCAGAUCAAAGAAGUCACUGACAAAAUGGCAGAUAACUCUCUGAAGCCCAGGAAUGGACAUUUUCAGUAUGCUGUGAAUCACAGUAGUUCCUUGGUAAGGGACCAAGUGCUAAUUGCUAGUCAGAAGAUCAAGGAUGAUUUCUCUGCUGUCGAAUUGCUGGUCAAACAGGCAUUGCUGGUAGCCAACAGGGUGGCUGCUGGCUUCUUCCUUUUCUAUCUCCUUUUUGAGUCCGCUUGGUAUUUGAAAAGCUAUCUCACCAACCUCCGAUUUGACAAUAUUUACAUCACCAAAAAGCUGGAGGACUUGGCUGUGGACAAGAAAGCAGCCCAUCUGCUGACACGCUCACCCAAAAAACUGAUCAGAUCCACAGGCUUGAAGCUGUCCCGGGAGGAAAAGAUGGUGUGCCUGGUGCGCAUGAUGCUCCUCACUUUGGUCCUGAUGCUGACAGCGGUAAUCAUAGCAACGGACUACAUCGCCUUCCACUUGGCAGAUACAGCAAUGAAUGAGGUGGCUCAGUUUCCCAGGGUGCCCAUAACGCUCAAUAUUAAAUAUGAUGCUAAAAUAAACAUUCUGCCCUUUAUCUGGAAAAUUUUCAAUGGAGUCACUUCUGGAGAACAAUCCAUUGUGAACUUCGAAAGAACUUACCAGCAGAAUCUGACCUUCAUUUCUGCCGAUUGCACAAUAAAAUGGCCAAGCCCCCCCAACAACUUUGUGGCCCUUGCUGUCGGAAUGCUCUAUUGCAUCAUCUAUGCCAUGAUCUUUCUGGAAACUUAUGCACAACGUUUGUGCCGAAAAAUCUCUGCCUCCUUCUUUGAGAGACAAGAAGAGCGGAGAGUCGAGCACCUCUACAGGGAGCUAUUAAGGAAACAACAAGAAGGAGCAGCAACUGAAGCAGGGGAUUUGUAAAUCUCCGGCAUGCUAGCAUUCCUGGGAUGCUAUGACAGGAGAUGACAAGGACGCUUUAGGCGCUAUGCCAUGACAAUCUUUUUUUGGAUCGUUCAGCCUGGGUUUUGUCUUCAAAGUCAGGGGUAGGGAAUAUAUGGAAUAUGGGCACAAAACCACAAACAUCUCAAGAUCUGAGGGUUUUGUAUUUUGCUUUAGUGUUGCAAAAAUGGCCAAGUUUUAUGGUUACUUUUUUUUUUUUCUCAGCUCCAGGACCAUUUUACAACAAAAGUGGUUCUAUUAUAAGCAAAAAACCCCAACAUGUUCAAGAUUUCAAAUUUUAGCCUGAUGCAAAGCAAAUUUGGCCUCAAAACAUGCAAAAAUGAAAACAAUUUUGCAUAUUUUUAUGCAAAAACCAUAAAGUCACAAAAAUGUCAAGAAAAGCACAAUUUGACUCUAAUAAAAUGUCCUGGAAUUAAAUUUUGCAAAAAGAUCAUGCUGUUUUUGCCCAGCCCUAGCCAGAAUGUAUUUGUGUAAAGUUAUAGUCUGUUUCACUUGUGCUAUGUUAAAUAUUUAUACAUUUUGAGAGAGAAAUUGCUUAAAACUUUAUUGAUCUAUGGGGAGAAAUAUGUAACUUCCUGUCCAAUGAUUGGCAUUGGCAUGGAACGUCCUGGUUAUUGUCUAUUCUUCACUAGGGGUGAUGUAACCCACAGCCACUCAGUGUCUCCUCCUAGUGGUGACUGGGCCACAUACAGAAGUUGAUGAGCCUGUUGCAGCCUCAGUUAACACAUUUAGCUCAGGCAAUAGAGGCUUACACUUUUAGAUCCAGAGAUCCCAGAUGCAGACACACCCAGAGAUAUGUCAUAACACUGACACUAAAUGAAAGUGGGGUUUCAACAACUGACCUGCCGUUAUCAAGCACUAUAGGGUAUGUCUAUGCUGCAUUUUGGAGUGAGCCUCCCAGUGCAGGUUGACAGACUCCGGGUAGCGGGGCUCAGGCUGUGAAGCCCACCCCCCGGCUUCAGAGCCUGAACUUCUGCCUGAGUCACAACUUCCCAGCUUUGUGCUAUUUUUAGAGCGCUAGUGCAAGCUCCUCUAGCCUGAGUCUGUUGACCCAGGCUGGGAGGGACUACCCCCGUGUAUUCACACCUCCACACUAUUGUAAUAAUUUUUGUACAAAGUAUGCCUUGCAAGGAUGUCAUUGGAAAACUCAAUUUACUGGUCAGUAUUGUCCUAAUAAAAUAUGUGUGACAAAGUU
Molecule: messenger RNA, 3025 nt
Organism: Chelonia mydas (Green sea turtle)
Lineage: Eukaryota; Metazoa; Chordata; Testudines; Cheloniidae
Gene: OCSTAMP
Product: osteoclast stimulatory transmembrane protein
Cellular component (GO): membrane
Source: RefSeq, a predicted model, not a curated record